Molecule: messenger RNA, 4479 nt
Organism: Fragaria vesca subsp. vesca
Lineage: Eukaryota; Viridiplantae; Streptophyta; Magnoliopsida; Rosales; Rosaceae
Product: Fanconi anemia group D2 protein homolog
Exons: 30
Coding region: 1-4479 (1492 amino acids)
Biological process (GO): double-strand break repair involved in meiotic recombination; homologous chromosome pairing at meiosis; mitotic intra-S DNA damage checkpoint signaling
Cellular component (GO): nucleus; condensed chromosome
Molecular function (GO): DNA polymerase binding
Source: RefSeq, a predicted model, not a curated record
AUGGCGGACAAUAGCAGAGAUCAGUCCCCACCGAAACGACGCCGUAAUCCAACAUGGUCUUCCUCCACCAACAACUCCCCUCCCGCAAAAGACCCGCCUCUUCUCACGGCCCCCCUCCCCCUCCCCCUCCCCCCAAAAUCCUCCAAGCCCAAACCCACUGCCGCCACCGCCUCAAAUUCAACACCAAACGACGCCGUCGAGACCCCCGCCGUCGAUAAAAUGGUCUCAAUUUUAGCCGAGGCCGGUUGCACUCUCGUCAACCCCUCCGGCCCGCCGUGCCUCCCCUCCGACCCUCACAAGCUCCGCCGCGACCUCCACCGCACAUUUUCCUCUUCCGAAAAUGCCCCCGCUCUUCGCUCCGAUUUCCUCAGCGGUCUCUCCUCCUACAUCCAAAACCCUAGAAACCUCCGCAGGGUUUUGACUGCUUCAACCAGAAGCGAGAGCUUGCUACGGCACCUACUGCUCGUCCCUUCGAUCCAAGUUGACAUCCAGGACAUGCUUCUCGAGAAGCUUCCGGAGUAUUUCCAUGUGGAUUCUGAUCAGAAUCCGUCGUCGCUUUCUCUAGAGGACGAUGUUGCUAGGCUUAUAAUCAACCACUUCCGGUGGCUCGAUUUCGUUGUUGAUCCUAAUGCAUUGGCUGAGAAAUUGAUGCAAGUGCUUUCGGUUUGCCCUUUGCAUUUGAAGAAGGAGAUCAUUGGCUCGCUGCCGGAGAUUAUUGGGGAUCAGAAUAACAAGACUGUGGUUCAGUCUCUGGAGAAAAUGCUUGAAGAGGACUCGGCUGUGGUUGUGGCUGUGCUUGAUUCGUUCUCGAAUCUUAAUUUGGAUAGUGAGUUGCAAGAACAGGUUAUCACCAUAGCAUUGUCCUGUAUCAGAACAAUUGAUGCGGAGCAUAUGCCCUACCUGCUUAGAUUUUUAUUGCUUACAGCAACACCAUUGAAUGUAAGGCGGAUAAUCUCUCAGAUUCGUGCGAAGUUAAAGUUUGUUGGUGUAUCAAGUCAUCAUGUUUUGCAACAAAGUAAACUCAAAGGGAAGUCACGUGUGGACAACUCGGAGGCUUCUAUUCUUGAUGCCUUGAGAUCAAGUCUUAGAUUUAAGAAUAUACUGUGUCAGGAGAUCUUGAAAGAGUUGAACUGUCUUGAGAGACCUCAGGAUCACAAAGUUAUUGACAUAUGGCUACUGAUGCUGAUAUACAUGAAUGGUGAAUCUUUGCAAAGGAGUGUUGAAAAGCUAUUUAAGAAAAAGGUUAUUGAAGAUAGUAUCCGGGAAGCUAUGUUUGAUCAAUGCAUUCAUGGACACAAGGAGCUUGUACAGGAUUACUUUCUAUCUUUCAUUUCUUUGUCCGAGUACCUGUUGGCUUGCAAAGAGCAGAAGGUCAGGCACUUUAGCAUUCAUAUGUAUGUUUGUCUCUUUGAGGAGUUUGGUGAUACUUACUCAAGACAGGAAAUUCUUGGUUCACUAGUUACCCAUGUGGGCUCUAGUGUGGGUUUUGAAGUCACUUCUGCUUUAGAGACCAUGAGGUUGUUGGUUUCCAAAUACGCACAGCAAUUAAUUCCUCUUUGUUCUCAUAUUAGUGGUAAAAUACACAUCUGUAUCUUGGAUUUUUUAGAGGGAUUCAGUCUUGAAAAUCUGCACAAGGUCUACGAGAUUUUCAGCCGUCUGGCCCUUUUGGCUCGGUCAAGUGCAGAUUCACAUGGGUCUUCUUUUGCAAAUGAACUUUUCAUGAUAAUACGUAAGCAGGUUAGUCAUCCAGAUCUGAACUACAAGAAGAUGGGCCUUGUUGGGACUCUGAAGAUAGUUUCUUGUCUAGGAUGUGCAGCUAAUGAUACAGGUGCAUCCCCAUCUCAGAAAUCAAACUGUGAUGAGGCUCUGGAACUCUUGAAAAUAGCUUUGGACUCUUGCAAACAGCUGCCCUUACCUCUGGUCAUGUUUUAUGACGAACUGACUGAAAUGAUUGAAACCAACACACUUGAUCCAACCAUUAUGGAAUGGAUUGGCAAACAUGUGGGAGAGUUUGAAUCUAUAUUUCUGUCUGAUCUUGAUGGUGGAAAGUUAGCAACCAAUGAAUCUUAUUGUGGCUUAGAAGGUGAACUGUGGAUGAACUUGGAUGGUGAUAUAUCUCCUAUUUGUCUGAACUUCUUGCCAUUGGCUUCAUCCACAUUGCAGUCUGCUUCUUGUCUACAAGUUCUUCCGGCUAACUUCCUUUUAUUAUCUGCAAUCGAAAGGUUCACAAAUCAAGGAUCUCUUGGUGGGAUUGAUGCACUACUGGGCUGUCCUCUCCACCUCCCUUCUUUAAAGUAUUUCUUUGGAUCUGAGUGGAAGUCUCUUACAGGGAAGCAGAAACAGAUAGUAUGUCUGUCUCUAUACUAUGCUUCUAAUUGGAUACGGGAACUACUCAAUGCCUUCUGUACACAAAUCACCGGAAGAUUUGAUUUUACAAGUCAGGCUACUAAGGAGGACAUAAUUGCCAAGCUUUUGAACCGUGUGAGGAAUCUUAUAUUCUUGGAAAGCUUAUUGAACAACUGUAUUGAGAGGUACCCUCUACCUCUUCCUGAACUUCAUCCAAAUGCGGAUAUCAAUCGGUCUUCUCUCUUAAACAAACCUCAUCAUAUGGGGCACAUUGAGAAGAAACAUGAGCAGAAGAAGACACAAGAGGAUGUCUCUCCGAGCAGCACAAAGAGAAAUAAUAAGACCUCAAAAGCAUCAACAGCAUCAGAUACUAUGGGAAGGCUCCGGCAGACCACAUUAUAUGAUGUCUUGGGGAAAGCGGGAGUUAUAACAGGCCAAGAGGUUCCAAAUGAGGAUUCUUCCGGUUUAUCUAUGAAGGGAAGGUCAUGUGAGUCCUCUCAGAAAAAUCCCUGUGACUCUGAGGCUACCAUUAUAGAAAUGUCUGCUGUUGCCAAGGCCCUUGAAGCUCAGAGAUCUAAAUUCAGGCCUCUCCUGGUUCAAUGUUAUUCAGUUUUAGCACUUUCAAAGAGUGAAGUGUCCUGUUGCUCUGAUGCUGCUGCUGAGUUACCCCUACAUCUGUACCUUCUGCGUGAUCUGCACAACAAGCUGGAGUAUUUCAAUCCUGGAAAACAGUUGUGGGGUAAAGGCUUGAGUGGUCCAGUUGGGUUCACAAGGAUGACAUUAGAUGAAUUCUUGAGCAGAAUUGAACCACUCUUUCCAAGUCUUAAGAAACAUUUGAAUAGUGCAGUUUGGUUACUUAAACAAGGUGGUGAAACUUGUGAAGAACAUUGGAAUAGUGAAUCUACUUCUGCUGGAAAUCCAGACAUUCCCAAUCUUGUACUUUCAAACUACACAGCUUCUACUUCAGUAUUCAAAGAAGUACUUCAUUGUUUCAGUGCGAUAUUGAACCUUCCUGGUGUUCAAACAGACAAGCCAGCUCUCCUACACCUGCUAGAAGCAUUCCAGCCCGAUAGGAUUCCAGAUGGUUUUUAUGCAGGCAUACAGCCUAACCUUUCUCCUGGGACUGCAGAAUAUUUAUAUUUUGGAGCUUAUUCAUUUUUUGAAGGUGUUUUGGACAUAGCGUGUUCUUUCUCCUUUAUGCUGGCGUCAGAGUCACUUUUUACUCUAGAAUCGGUUGUAACCUCAGUCCAGAAAUUUGUCAGUAAGUUAGAGGGAAAUGGUAAAAGCAUGCAGUACGAAUUCAUCCAGGAGGCUGUUCCUACUUUGCGCAGAAAACUUGGUACUUCUGCUGAGAAGGUUUUAAGGCAAAGAUGGGAUGAUGACAAUCUUGAUAAUGGUUGGAAGAGCAAAGGAGAAACAGUACAGAAAAUAUUGCGUAUUUAUCUGGAUAAUAGCGGCUCCACUCCUGAUCUGCUGAAUGAGCUCUCCUGCUCUAUUUUACCCCAGGCUUCUUUUGGCAAAGGAAAGGACGAAGAUGAUCGACAUGGUUUUCCUUCUCUAUCUUCCGGAACAUUUGGUGUAUGGUACAAGAUAUUGGUCAAGGAAACUACUGCCCUGAAGCGACCGAGAGCUGGCGCACAACAUGAAACUAUUGAAAAGCUUCUGAUCAAGCUACACCAGUGUGUAAAUGUGGUGGUAUCACUAGUUAACCUUUGUAAGACUCAUGACAAGGUAACUUUGCAUGCCAUGGCUGUUGGAUAUGGUGGGAAGUUCGUUGAUUCUUUCCUGAAAGCUUUUGACUUCUUACAGUCCCACUUUCAAGUUCACAACGAGCAGAUACUCAACUUGGGCUUGAGACAAACAAGUAUAACCAGAAAAAUUCCUGCUACAAAGAGAUCUAUGGAACACUAUUUGUUCUGUGUGAAAGCUCUUCUCCACACCGCACCAAGUGGCCUUACUUUCUGGAUGGGAAAUUUGAAGCAUAAAAAUUUGACGGGCGAGGUGGUGAGUUCCCAAGUGUAUGCGGAUCAUGAUAACGAGAAUAGUGCUGAUGAAGAGCCAGAUGAAGCUGUUGAUGAAGAUCCACCGGAGAGCAUUGCGGUUGGAGAGGAUACAGAAACAUUGAGCGAAUGA